Molecule: messenger RNA, 3132 nt
Organism: Coregonus sp. 'balchen'
Lineage: Eukaryota; Metazoa; Chordata; Actinopteri; Salmoniformes; Salmonidae
Source: the annotation of a GenBank genome assembly
AUGUUGAUCAUCUUCUUCCUGGACAACACCAUCAUGUGGUAUGAGAGUAUGAUGCUGGUGGCUGGCUACAGCUCCUAUGUUUGCUUCAUGAAAUACAACGUUCAGCUGGAGGCAGCGUUCAAGAACCAGCUCAGGAAACAUCAGCACAUCAUUAAUAUUAUCACUGUGGCUGUUGAGGAUGAACCUGACAAGGUACAUUCACAAAGUAGAACAGAGAACUUAUAUUUGAAGUAUUUUUGAUACAGUGUUCCUUUGUUACAGAUACACUGUCUUGAUCUAGGCCAGGGUGUCCAACUCAUUUUGCCCCAUGGGCUGCAUUCGGUCUUCUUCCUCGCCAUCAAAAUUUCCUAAAACAUUUUGGGAAUUUUAAAUGCUCCCGGACUGUCUAGUUUUCAUUUCAGUAAUUAUUUGGGGUGCUGGAAACAGUCAAAAUACUAUGAAUAUAGGUCCAUUAUCAUUUCUACACCGUUUCGAUUUGGUUUGAGUCAUUUUAAACUAUAUUGAGCUCGUUUCCACAAAAAAAAAAAAAAAUUUUCAAUCCCAUUAUUAUUCUUAAUUUUUUACUGAAACUGGAGAAACCGGAGAGGACCCCCUGAUCUAGGCUUUAAAAUCAGGACCCCCUGAUCUAGGCUUUAAAAGAUUUAUAGAAAAUCACUGCAUUAUCAUGGUCUAUUGACACACAGAGUAGCAGGUGGGAGGGAUAUCUGUACACGUCAGGGGUAGAUCAUGCAGAUAAUUUUGUGAAAAUACACAUGGAGGCUGGCUCCUGUGUAAGAAGAAUCAUGUGAUACAGCUCAUUGGUAAUCUGGUUUCCCUCAGACAUGGAGGACCUGAUUCAGCAAUACAUCUCCUUCAAAAUCCCUUCACAAACUUCAUCCAAGUUUUCAAGGCACAUGUUGAUGAUCAUGGGUCCUUUAAAGUAAAAUCACUCACUGAUGAUGGUCAUCGUUCUUUCAGGUUCGUCACCAACCCCAGUGCAGCGUGGGAAGUUCUGGUUCAUUAAUAAGGGAGAGCUGAGAAUGAGACCAUCACUUGAGAUGAUCUGCCAUGGGGAUAACAUCUGUGUACACCUGGUGUUGUUAGGAGUGGGAGGAGUCUUACCUAGGGCCCUUGUAGAACUAAAGCUGAUCACGUGACCCUUAUAAUCCUGAGGGGCUUCAGCAUAUCCACCUAACUCCUGUAAUGGUGAUUGAGCCUUUUGUACAGUUGAAGUCAUUAAAACUCGUUUUUCAACCACUCCACAACUUUCUUGUUAACAAACUAUAGUUUUGGCAAGUCGGUUAGGACAUAUACUUUGUGCAUGACACAAGUAAUUUUUCCAACAAUUGUUUACAGACAGAUUAUUUCACUCAUAAUUCACUGUAUCACAAUUCCAGUGGGUCAGAAGUUACAUACACUAAGUUGACUGUGCCUUUAAACAGCAUGGAAAAUUCCAGAAAAUGAUGUCAUGGCUUUAGAAGCUUCUGAUAGGCUAAUUAACAUAAUUUGAGUCAAUUGGAGGUGUACCUGUGGAUGUAUUUCAAGGCCUACCUUCAAACUCAGUGCCUCUUUGCUUGACGUCAUGGGAAAAUCAAAAGAAAUCAGCCAAGACCUCAGGAAAAAAAUGGUAGACCUCCACAAGUCUGAUUCAUCCUUGGGAGCAAUUUCCAAACGCCUGAAGGUACCACGUUCAUCUGUACAAACAAUAGUAAGCAAGUAUAAACACCAUGGGACCACGCAGCCGUCAUACCGCUCAGGAAGGAGACGUGUUCUGUCUCCUAGAGAUAAACGUACUUUGGUGCGAAAAGUGCAAAUCAAUCCCAGAACAACAGCAAAGGACCUUGUGAAGAUGCUGGAGGAAACAGGUACAAAAGUAUCUAUAUCCACAGUAAAACGACAUAACCUGAAAGGCCGCUCAGCAAGGAAGAAGCCACUGCUCCAAAACCGCCAUAAAAAAGCCAGACCACGAUUUGCAACUGCACAUGUGGACAAAGAUCGUACCUUUUGGAGAAAUGUCCUCUGGUCUGAUGAAACAAAAAUAGAACUGUUUGGCCAUAAUGACCAUCGUUAUGUUUGGAGGAAAAAGGGGUGGCUUGCAAGGCAAAGAACACCAUCCCAACCGUGAAGCACGGGGUGGCAGCAUCAUGCUGUGGGGGUGCUUUGCUGCAGGAGGGACUGGUGCACUUCACAAAAUAGAUGGCAUGAUGAGGAAGGAAAAUUAUGUGGAAAUAUUGAAGCAACAUCUCAAGACAUCAGUCAGGAAGUUAAAGCUUGGUCGCAAAUGGGUUUUCCAAAUGGACAAUGACCCCAAGCAUACUUCCAAAGUUGUGGCAAAAUGGCUUAAGGACAACAAAGUCAAGGUAUUGGAGUGGCCAUCACAAAGCCCUGACCUCAAUCCUAUAGAAAAUGUGUGGGCAGAACUGAAAAAGCGUGUGUGAGCAAGGAGGCCUACAAACCUGACUCAGUUACACCAGCUCUGUCAGGAGGAAUGGGCCAAAAUUCACCCAACUUAUUGUGGGAAGCUUGUGGAAGGCAACCCGAAACGUGUGACCCAGGUUAAACAAUUUAAAGGCAGUGCUACCAAAUACUAAUUGAGUGUAUGUAAACUUCUGACCCAAUGGGAAUGUGAUGAAAGAAAUAAAAGAUGAAAUAAAUCAUUCUCUCUACUAUUAUUCUGACAUUUCACAUUCUUAAAAUAAAGUGGUGAUCCUAACUGAACUAAGACAUGGAAUUUUUACUAAUCAAAUCAAAUCAAAUUUUAUUGGUCACAUGCGCCGAAUACAACAGGUGCAGACAUCACAGGGACAUUACUAGGAUUAAAUGUCAGGAAUUGUGAUAAACUGAGUUUAAAUGUAUUUGGCUAAGGUGUAUGUAAACUUCCGACUUCAACUGUAGAACACAUAGGGUAAGAAGCAUGCUUGGUCAGGGGUUGUUGUUGUAUGUAAUACCCUUUAGUACAACCAAAACAUGCACUGUAACUGUGAGCUCUACUCCUUUAUAUGACAAAAAUAUGUUGGGAAAUGUUUUGGUCCAUUUAAAGUGGCGGCAUGUUCUGGAAUGUUUCAACAUCUGGGGAAUCCUUGUUGUCCACAGGAUGAGACAGCAGGUCAGAAUAGUGGCCCUCCUGCCCCAGAAGACAAGAACCUAUUAAAG